GCAGCAGGCCCAAACCCUAACUUUUGUGUUCACUUUCCAGUUUCAGACACUCUUCUUAUCCAUUCCUCACCCAACACACACACACCAAGUCGUUAGCAUCAAUGGCCUCCGCAAACGCUCUCUCCUCCGCCUCCCUCCUUCGCUCUUCUAACCGCCAGAGUUUAAGCAGCAACAGGAGGCUGAACCACCAAAACAAUGGCAGAGUCAAUUACCGUCGCUUCUCCGUCAGAGCCUCCGCCAAGGAGAUUGCCUUCGACCAGAGCUCACGCGCCGCCAUUCAAGCCGGUAUCGAUAAGCUCGCCGACGCCGUUGGUCUCACCCUCGGUCCCAGGGGGAGGAAUGUUGUGUUGGAUGAGUUUGGAAACCCUAGAGUUGUUAACGAUGGUGUCACCAUUGCUCGCGCUAUUGAGCUCCCUGAUGCCAUGGAGAACGCCGGAGCUGCUCUCAUUAGGGAGGUUGCUAGCAAGACUAAUGACUCAGCUGGCGAUGGGACAACGACUGCUUCGGUUCUUGCUAGGGAGAUAAUUAAGCUUGGACUGCUCAGUGUGACCUCUGGUGCUAACCCUGUGUCUCUCAAGAGAGGAAUUGAUAAAACUGUUCAGGGUUUGAUUGAGGAGCUUGAGAAGAAGUCCAGGGCUGUCAAAGGAGGAGAUGACAUCAAAGCCGUUGCUUCUAUCUCCGCGGGAAAUGAUGAGUUGAUUGGGCAAAUGAUUGCUGAGGCAAUUGACAAGGUUGGACCAGAUGGCGUGCUAUCCAUUGAAUCUUCAUCCUCAUUUGAGACUACUGUUGAAGUUGAAGAAGGAAUGGAGAUUGACAGAGGGUAUAUCUCCCCUCAAUUUGUUACAAACCCUGAGAAGUCGAUUGUUGAAUUCGAGAAUGCGAGAGUCUUGAUUACAGAUCAGAAGAUAUCGGCAAUUAAGGAUAUAAUUCCACUGUUGGAGAAAACAACUCAAUUGAGAGCUCCCUUGCUUAUCAUCGCCGAGGAUGUCACUGGGGAGGCUUUGGCUACCCUUGUUGUGAAUAAGCUGCGGGGCAUUCUUAACGUUGCUGCCAUCAAAGCUCCCGGUUUUGGUGAGCGCAGGAAGGCCCUACUUCAAGACAUUGCUAUAUUGACAGGUGCUGAGUUCCAAGCCUCUGAUCUGGGAUUACUUGUUGAGAACACCUCAGUUGAGCAGCUUGGUAUCGCUCGCAAAGUAACCAUCUCCAAGGAUUCUACAACUAUGAUUGCUGAUGCUGCAUCAAAAGAUGAGUUGCAAGCUAGGGUUGCACAACUAAAGAAGGAGCUGUCAGAGACAGAUUCAGUUUAUGAUACAGAGAAAUUAUCAGAGAGAAUCGCCAAGUUGUCUGGUGGAGUUGCAGUCAUCAAGGUCGGUGCUGCCACAGAGACUGAACUUGAGGACCGUAAGCUCCGUAUUGAGGAUGCCAAGAAUGCAACCUUUGCUGCCAUUGAGGAAGGUAUUGUUCCUGGUGGAGGCACCGCAUUGGUUCACCUUUCUGACUUUGUACCAGCAAUCAAGGACAAGCUUGAAGAUGCUGAUGAAAGAUUAGGAGCUGACAUUGUUCAGAAGGCAUUGGUAUCACCUGCAUCAUUGAUUGCUCAAAAUGCUGGUAUAGAAGGUGAAGUAGUGGUGGAGAAGAUAAAGAACAGUGAAUGGGAGGUUGGUUACAAUGCCAUGACAGACAAAUAUGAGAAUUUGGUGGAGGCUGGAGUCAUUGACCCUGCAAAGGUGACAAGGUGUGCUUUGCAGAAUGCUGCUUCAGUUGCUGGAAUGGUUUUGACCACACAGGCCAUUGUUGUUGAGAAGGCUAAGCCCAAGGCACCUGUUGCUGCUCCUCCUCAAGGCCUCACUGUUUGAUUUCUCUAUUACUCUUUCAAGGUAUUGUCAUUACAAUGUUACGGCAAAGAACAGUUUUGUGUAGAAAAUGGUAAGAGCCCAAGUUUAUGAACGAAUGUUGAAUUGAAAACAAAAGAAUCGUAGUUGUAAGCAUUAUUGUUAGAU
This is a messenger RNA of Arachis ipaensis, 2000 nucleotides long. RefSeq names its product chaperonin-60alpha (gene CPN60A). Gene Ontology annotation, molecular function: ATP-dependent protein folding chaperone; ATP binding. NCBI's taxonomy places the organism in Eukaryota, Viridiplantae, Streptophyta, Magnoliopsida, Fabales, Fabaceae. The record is from RefSeq and is a predicted model, not a curated record. Gene Ontology annotation, biological process: protein refolding.